Messenger RNA from Xenopus tropicalis (tropical clawed frog), 3049 nucleotides. It is a transcript of the gene mpz, whose product is annotated as myelin protein zero. The record is from RefSeq and is marked reviewed. The coding region runs from base 155 to 886 and encodes 243 amino acids. Gene Ontology annotation, cellular component: plasma membrane; membrane. The transcript is spliced from 6 exons. Lineage: Eukaryota; Metazoa; Chordata; Amphibia; Anura; Pipidae.
GCCAGGGGCCCGGGGGGAGCGGUGCCACCCCACCCUCAGGGGCAUUUAUACCCCGUGCCCAGCUCAGCCUCCCUCAUUCCAUCACGGGAAGGGUACUUGAGGGGAUCCGGCUCUCUCCCCAUGUAUCAGGGGAUCACACAAUACUGAAUUACCAAUGGAAUCCUCAGGACUAAGGGCACCAUGCUCCCUACUGGUUCUACUCUCAGCGCUGGUGCUGCCUCCAACCCUGGCAAUUGAAGUUUACACCGAUCGGGAGGUCUAUGGGACGGUGGGCUCCAGGGUCACCCUGUCCUGCUCAUUCUGGUCGAGCGAAUGGAUCUCGGACGACGUUUCCGUCACCUGGCACUAUCAGCCCGACCACAGCCGGGAAAUGUAUUCGAUAUUCCACUAUGCCAAGGGCCAACCUUCCAUUGACGCUGGGGUCUUCAAAGACCGUAUUGAAUGGGUGGGCUCCCCGAAAUGGAAGGAUGCCAGCAUUGUGCUGCACAACCUGGAAUUAAUUGAUAAUGGCACUUUUACCUGUGAUGUCAAGAACCCACCCGAUGUGGUCGGAAAGUCUUCCUAUGUCCACCUCCAGGUCCAAGAGAAAGGUGCUGCCCGUGCCGGGCUGGUUCUGGGGAUCAUAAUUGCUGUUGCCCUGGCCCUAGUCAUUGUCGUGACAAUCCUCAUCCUGCUCAUUCGGUACUGCUGGCUAAGAAGACAGGUCCGAGUACAGAGGGAGCUUAGUGCACUUGAGAGGGGAAAAUUACACAAAGCAAAAGAUUCCUCCAAACGCAGUAGCAGACAGACCCCGAUCCUUUAUGCCAUGCUAGACCAGACCAGAGGCAAAGCAAGCGAGAAGAAGGGCAAGGGCGGCAUCGGCGACUCCCGCAAAGAUAGGAAAUAGCAAUUAGCAGGCAGGGAAGGUACAACGAAGGCAGAAGAAGAGUCCCCCCGCAGCUCCAAAGUCGUCUACACCAUCGAGAUGGAGCUGAGGGGGGACGAAGAAGGGGAUCAGCCCCGCAGAGCCGCUGUAAAGUCCCCCAGCAAAAACAGCCUCAAAAACGCCUUAAAGAACUUAAUCAAAAGCGACUCCGAGAAACAAACUUAAUUAAUAGCGGAGCAGUGGGGGCUUGGGAGUGGGAUGAUCCCAAAUAAGACUAUAACAUGGACAUACUUUGCCCAAGGUCCGCUGACUCCUAGCAGCCAAUUAGAAGUUUGCUUUCAUUAUCCUAACUGCACUAGACAGAAGCGGACUGCUGUUUGGUUGCUAUGGGUUACUGGACCUGGGCACAGAAUUUCCAUGUUACACAACUCCCAGAUAACCUUUUUAGUUCUCAAAUAUAAAAAUAUUCUGGCAAAAACCCAACAUUUUUGGUUCUAUUAAGUUGGUUCUCCUCUUCUUCCAACGCUCCCGAAUCCCCACUGCUCACACAGCGCGGCUAAUGCCUUCAGUAACAUAUUUUGUGUCACGCCAGCCUAGACCAUCAGGUACCUUCCCCUGCGGGAAACGAGCAAGAACAUUCCGAGAAAACAAGGAUUAACGUAGGACUCCUCCGGGAUACAGGGAAACCCAACUUAUCGCCGCAGGAGUGACUGCAAUGCAAUAGAAUGCAAGGUCAUUUGCAAGGUCAACCCAACUGGGGACCUCACUGAGAUAUUUAUAUGAUCAAGGCAUCGGUUGGGGGCAUCAUCAUUAUUGGUCAGAGCCACAGCAGGUUAUUCUAAUGUUCUUGCGUCAGCUUUAGGUAGACCCGUUGGCUUCCAGAUGUACAAUUGGGUUCAUAAUGGUGGAUACAGACCAUCUUCUCCAUUCCUGUUGACCUUGAUCAUACAAAAUAUUGCUUACCCUCAAGCUUCCCUUAGCUCUUCCUCGUACAAGCAUCAUGGGAUUUGUGCUCUUGCAAUGAUGGGUGGACGUAGAGUCUUGCCAAGUAGUGCAGGUACAAGGCUCUUGGGUGCCAUGGAUAUCUCAAACUCACCCCAAUAUAUAUGUCCUAUGUUGCAAGGCCUACACCCUGCUCUUGGUUAAGACACCACAUUGCCCUUCAAACCCCACUCUUAGGUGGCAAAUGUACAAGUAUUGCCCUUUCCGCCUCUCUCCAGGGCAAUAUUUCUACCAUUCUCACUUCUCCUCUCCAAAAGCGAGAGAAGAAGGAGACUUUUACGGUAUCUCCAUCAACUUCACGGCUGCUAGCGAGGCCUCGGAUUCUCUUAAGUGCCAGACAGCCAUGACGUUAAAGAGAGACCCAUAAGGAAGACUGCAGAUCCCAUGAUGCCCGACAUGCCAGAGCUAAGGGUAGCGGAGUGGGACCAUAUUGCCCGAUUCUUCCCUGGUUCCUCAAUUCUUCUUGAGUUCUCUGCAGGCCCUCGAGUCUGGAGUUAGAGUCCAUGUAGUUUAAUAUACAAUAUCUUGAUGUCCGUCUUAAAUACGUCUUCUUUUUUCUAUGGUGCUGCACUCUACGUGUGUUUUAGGCCAAGCGAUGGAGACCCGAUGAAGUUUCUUGGUUUAGAAUGGGUGAAACAAAGACUCUUUUUGUUUUGUCCCCCGUUGCCAUGACAUAUUAACCACCUUGACAUUUUUUGGGGGUAUUAUUUUUAAUGGCACUGUAUCUCUCUAUUAUAUUUUCUAUGUUGUUUCUUCCAUAGCCUAUUCGUUGCUCCAACCAAACUUGACGUCCAGAAGCGGCAAAGGCUUCUGGGCCCUGUCUCCGUCAUGUUAACGAGCAGAACGACACUUAGACUUCUAGAGAAAUUUGGGAUUUACCCAGUUGGCUUAGAGAAAUCGUAUUGGGGGGGCCAAGGUGUUACCAACAGGCAGAGUCCCCCAAAUUCAGAGAAAUUACUGAUCUUGUUCUCAAUUCUGCUCCUUCAGAUAAGAACGUCUGUUGCCCAAGAUAGACCUCGCCCAUCUCUUUAAUUUCUAUAUAUGUGUAUACAAUGUAUAUAAAUGAAAGUUUGAAAAUGUAUAUGCCAUGUACACCUCACCCCCCCCCCCCCCCUCUGUUUGCAGAAAACCCACAAUUGACAUUAAAAACCUUAAUAAAAACUUACUCCUGGGGAAAAAAAA